This is a messenger RNA of Pseudomassariella vexata, 1977 nucleotides long. RefSeq lists its product as uncharacterized. Lineage: Eukaryota; Fungi; Ascomycota; Sordariomycetes; Amphisphaeriales; Pseudomassariaceae. Bases 99 to 1934 code for a protein of 611 amino acids. The record is from RefSeq and is a predicted model, not a curated record. Gene Ontology annotation, molecular function: N,N-dimethylaniline monooxygenase activity; flavin adenine dinucleotide binding; NADP binding. The transcript is spliced from 2 exons.
CAUAAGAACACAACAGUAAUACAUAGUGGCAUUGAUCCCAAGUCCUUCCCAGCCAAAGCGUCUCAUUGCGAUAUUCAGUUCGUCCACUUAUAGCAAAAAUGACUGCAGAGGCUUUGGGUGUUGACUCCGGGGGGUCUCCAAUCGAACCUCAUCUCAACGGCACCAAGAAGGAGGCGCGAAUCAAUACAAAUGGUGUUGAAUCGUUGACGCGAGGGCCCAAGGGUGCAUAUCCGCGGUCGACUCUGAAGUUGGACGACCGGCAUAUUGACGAACCUAGGGAGAUCAGAGUGGCCAUGAUUGGUGCUGGUAUCCACGGGAUCAUCGCAGGAGCUCUGCUUCCGGUAAAAGUUCCGGGGAUAAAACUGACGAUAUUUGAGAAGAAUGCUGAUGUGGGUGGCACAUGGUUUGAAAAUGUGUACCCUGGGGUUCGCUGCGACAUUCCAGCUCAUGUCUAUCAGUCGAGCUUCGAGCCAAAUACGCAAUGGACCGAGCAGUUUGCCCAAGGUGCAGAAAUCAAAAAAUACUGGCAAGGGGUCGCGGAUAAGUACGGCGUGUAUCAUCAUCUAAAGCUGUCCCACCAGGUUGAAGGUCUGCAAUGGGACAAUGAUGGCUCAAUUUGGAAAAUCGCCGUCACAAACCUCAACACGAAAGAGACUUUUGAACAUGAGGCAGAUUUCGUCCUCACAGCCAUUGGAAGAUUCAAUGCCUGGAAGUUGCCAGAAUACCCAGGGGUUAAGGACUACAAGGGUCUUCUUAGACAUGCCUCGCAUUGGGACCCAACCUUCGACCCAUCUGGUAAGAGAAUCGCAGUUAUUGGAAUUGGCGCAAGCGGCAUUCAGCUCACAGCCAAUAUUCAAAAGCACGUUGCCCACCUGGACCACUACGCCAGAAACAAGACCUGGAUCGCCGCAUCUUUCUCUGGGGAUGAGACAUCUAUCGAGCCCAUACCGAUCGACCCGGUGCUUCGAGAGUCUUUCAAGGACCCAGCUGAGUACUUGAAAUUUCGAAAAGACGCCGAGGAGAAGUAUUUCAGGGGCUUCUCUGCCUGGUCCAAGGAUUCGAAGCUCAACGAAGAAGCUCGGGACACGUUUGUAGAGCUCAUGAGAAAGCGGCUGGCCAGCAAGCCAGAGCUGUUGGAACGGCUCGUGCCGGAUUUCUCACCCCACUGCCGACGUCUGACCCCUGGUCCUGGCUAUUUCGAAGCAAUCACCGCAAACAACGUAGAUUACGUGCAAGCUCCGAUUCAGCGAUUCACCGAAACCGGCAUAGAGACAAUAGACGGCAAGCACCGUGAGGCUGAUGCGAUAUUCUGCGCUACUGGUGCCAAUAGGGACAUGGUUCCCCCUUUCAGAAUCGUUGCGCACGGGAAAGAUCUCACAAAGCUCUGGGCCGAGGGGGGCGAGUACGGGUUUCCGUAUACCUACCUCGGGCUUUCCACUCCAGGGUUUCCGAAUCUUGGGUUUCUGGGUGGGCCUAACAGUUCCGGUCGGUCUGGCACAGUUCCUCACGGGGCGGAGAUACAGGCAACUUUCUAUACGAAGUUGCUCAGGAAGCUUGGGCGCGAGGGCAUCAAGACGAUACAACCUUUGAAGGAGGCUACUGACGACUUCGUGAGUUAUUCAGACUCGUUUUUUAAUACUACAGUGUUAUCAGAGAACUGCAGCUCGUGGUACAAUGGUGGUAAACCGGGAGGUCGAAUUCAUGGAUUGUGGCCGGGUAGUGCGACUCAGUUGACUAUGAUUCUCCGAGAACCGCGUUGGGAGGAUUGGGAGUAUGAAUAUUUGUCCAAAACAGGCAACAGGCUGGCCUGGUACUUCGGGAACGGGUGCUCCAAGAAGGAAUUGGAUCCAGAGGCGGACUUGACACCGUAUCUGAAGGUGCCUUUGGAUAUCGAUAUUAGAGACAUACAUGAGAACUGGUGGAGUGUUCCUUGAGAUUCGCCAUAGGUUCAGUCGAAUAGAUCUACUAGAAUACGAG